Messenger RNA from Podarcis raffonei (Aeolian wall lizard), 1233 nucleotides. Its product is annotated as arylacetamide deacetylase-like 4. Lineage: Eukaryota; Metazoa; Chordata; Lepidosauria; Squamata; Lacertidae. Gene Ontology annotation, molecular function: carboxylic ester hydrolase activity. The record is from RefSeq and is a predicted model, not a curated record. The transcript is spliced from 4 exons. Bases 1 to 1233 code for a protein of 410 amino acids. Gene Ontology annotation, cellular component: membrane.
AUGUCCUUUGGCAGGUUCGUAGCAUCUGCUCUUGUUACAGUUUGCAUCUAUCCAGCCUUGUUUCUGGUCUCCACUGUCACCCACUUUGCCCAAGCUGUCUUGCCUCCUGGAAUUGACCAGCCAUUAAAGCUCCGUCUUUGUCAUAUUAUAUUCAUCUCCUUGUUCCCUCUGGGAGCAAUUGGGAAGAAACUGGGACUGUUCUCUGUUUUGGAUCUUUUGAGACUUGUAGCAAAUGGAAAUCCCCUCUCUCCAGAUGCAUCCCUUCUAAUUCAGAACCAGCAGUUUGACGAGGUGCCGGUCAGGGUUUAUCAGCCUAAGAAAACAACUACUGGGAAAAGGAAAGCUUUUUUUUUUACUCAUGGAGGGUCUGGUGUCUUUGGAAGUCCUGAGGGCUACGAGAGAUUAUUGCGGCAUAUUGCCAAGGAAUGUGGAGUGGUGGUUGUAGCUGUUCGGUAUGGGCUUGCUCCAGAGAACCCUUACCCAAACCAGUAUGUCGAAUGUCUCAGGGCCCUUGUCUACUUCAUGAGGAAUGUUGCUGAUUAUCAUGUGGACUCCUCCCGUAUUAUUGUUGGGGGGGACAGCUGUGGGGCCAAUUUUGCCACCCGGCUUUGCCAGUUGCUGGUGGGCAGAAAAGAUCUCCCCAAGGUUCAUGCCCAGGUGUUGAUUUAUCCAGCACUGCAGGGAAUGGACUUCAACCUGCCUUCCUAUCAGCAGAACAGCCAGGUGCCUAUCUUGUUCAGGCAGAUGGUAGGCCAUUAUAUAUGCCUUUACCUGAAUAAGAAUACUUGCCUUGCGAAUGAUGUCCUGGAAGGCUGCCAUGUUCCUGAGCAUAUCAGACUGAAGUACCAGAAAUGGGUAAAUGGAGACCUCAUUCCUGAAGAAUUCAAAGUCAGAGGCUACAAACCGCAAGACCCCAAAAUAUGUAAAUUUAAACCUAAGGUGCAUGAAGAAAUGAAACAACUAUUGGAGUUGACGUUUUCACCACUUUUUGCUGAAGAUGCUGUCAUCUGCAAGCUUCCACAGACAUACAUUUUGACCUGUGAGUUUGAUGUGCUUAGGGAUGACGGGCUUCUGUACAAGAAGCGGUUAGAGGACAAUGGUGUGUCUGUAAAAUGGGUCCAUCUUGCAAAUGGCUUUCAUGCGGUGGUCGCUUGUUUCGGCUAUGGGAAUCUGUCUUUUCCGACGGCAGAUCAGAUUGCGGAAAGUGUAGUGGAAUUUGUCAAAUCUUUAUGA